CUGCAGCACUCAGACAGCUCUUGAGUUGGGGAAGGAAUUAAGGAGGCUGUGCCUCCGGGUUGCGCGGAGAGUCCGAGUCAUUUCUCAGAAACCUGGGAUAGGUGGGCCUUAGAGGAGACACCGCCCGAGCACCGCCAGGAUAAGGAAUUGCACCCUUGUCCGUCUGCUUGGGAGAGACAGAACUUGGCACUUCUCUGCGUGGAGGUGCGGGAGAAGCGGUCAGCCAGCCAGAAGAGCUUUGAAGUCCUCCGAUGGUUGGUGGGAGGAGGUGAACACCGCCAGGGAAGAUGGUCUCCGGUUUGGGCCCCGCGUAGCAGCAGCUCCCAGGCCAGGCCCAGGGAUGUGCCUUUAGAGCACACCAUGGACCGAGCCCACAGCGCAGCCCUGCAGCUGCACCAGCUGCCGCCCACCAGCAGCGCCAACCCGCUCAGCGAGCUUUCCUUCUCCUACAAGGAAAACCUGAUCGGCGCCCUUUUGGCAAUUUUUGGGCACCUUGUGGUCAGCAUUGCGCUUAACCUACAGAAGUACUGCCACAUCUGCCUGGCAGGAUCCAAGGACCCCCGGGCCUAUUUCAAGACCAAAACGUGGUGGCUGGGCCUGUUCCUGAUGCUGCUGGGUGAGCUGGGCGUGUUUGCCUCCUACGCCUUCGCUCCGCUGUCGCUGAUCGUGCCCCUUGGCGCAGUCUCCGUGAUAGCUAGCGCCAUCAUAGGAAUCAUAUUCAUCAAAGAAAAAUGGAAACCUAAAGACUUUCUGAGGCGCUACGUCUUGUCCUUCGUUGGCUGCGGUCUGGCCAUCGUGGGCACCUACUUGCUGGUGACAUUCGCACCUAACAGUCACGAGAAAAUGACGGGCGAGAACAUCACCAGGCACCUCGUGAGCUGGCCUUUCCUCUUGUACAUGGUAAGGGAAGCACUGCUCUGCCUCCUUCUCUACAGGAAGAAACAGGAAAAUGAAAACAGCUCGCCUGUCGGUAUUUUGCUUCCCUCUCUUCUUGGACAGAGCUCCAUGACGGUGGUAACUGUGAAGGCCGUGGCUGGGAUGCUCGUCUUGUCCAUACAGGGGAACCUGCAGCUCGACUACCCCAUCUUCUACGUGAUGUUCGUGUGCAUGGUGGCCACCGCUGUCUACCAGGCCGCGUUUCUAAGUCAAGCCUCACAGAUGUACGACUCCUCUUUGAUCGCCAGCGUGGGCUACAUUCUGUCCACUACUAUUGCCGUCACAGCAGGUGCAGUGUUUUACCUGGACUUCAUUGGGGAGGACGCGCUGCACAUCUGCAUGUUUGCACUGGGGUGCCUCAUUGCAUUCUUGGGUGUCUUCUUAAUCACACGUAACCGGAAGAAGGCCAUUCCAUUUGAGCCCUAUAUUUCUAUGGAUGCCAUGCCAGGUAUGCAAAACAUGCAUGACAAAGGAAUGACGGUUCAGCCUGACCUCAAAGCUUCUUUUUCCUAUGGGGCCCUGGAAAACAACGACAACGUUUCUGAGAUCUACACUCCUGCCACACUGCCAGUCAUGCAAGAGGAACACAGCUCCGGGGGUGCCUCUGGGGUUCCCUACCGAGUCCUGGAACACACCAAGAAGGAAUGAGCCCACCUUGAAGGAGACUCUCCUUCCCUCCAUUUAUAACUCUCAAGCCGAGCCGACAGUGGUUCAACCCUGAAUUCUAAAGUUUGCCUUUCAAGUCUUAUUUUUCUAAACAGAGAACUCUCUAGAAGGGGAUCUCGAAGA
This is a messenger RNA of Leptonychotes weddellii (Weddell seal), 1725 nucleotides long. The record is from RefSeq and is a predicted model, not a curated record. NCBI's taxonomy places the organism in Eukaryota, Metazoa, Chordata, Mammalia, Carnivora, Phocidae.